This is a messenger RNA of Trichoplax adhaerens, 405 nucleotides long. RefSeq lists its product as uncharacterized. The record is from RefSeq and is a predicted model, not a curated record. Lineage: Eukaryota; Metazoa; Placozoa; Uniplacotomia; Trichoplacea; Trichoplacidae. The transcript has 3 exons. Bases 1 to 405 code for a protein of 134 amino acids.
AUGGUCAAUUAUAAAAAUCAACUAAAUUUUGUCCAUCGUAAUCAGAUAUGGAGUGAUCAUAUCUUAGCGGAGAGGGGAGCCGCUAAAAGAUGGCCAGAGACGUGGGGCUUUUUGACAGGAGGAGGCUUCAAGGCAUUGAUUGAUGACGAAAGAGAAAAGAGGAGGAAAGAAAUGGAGAAAAAAGGUCAUGCAGGAGGUAUAGAUGUUGUUAAGCUACCCCCAAUCCAAAAUAAGGUUCAGUCUAAAUCGGCGAAGCCCUUUCCGAAAACUACCUCUCAGGAAGUUGGCCAUCGAUCUACGCAAGGCCAAUGCAAUCUAGAGAUUUAUGGUCGUUACGCACCAAAUGCGAGAGGCUACGGUGGUUUAUCUAAAAUGCUGAAAUGGCCACCAGAAGCAUGUUACUAA